Heterocephalus glaber (naked mole-rat) is the source of this 2289-nucleotide messenger RNA. It is a transcript of the gene Klhdc2, whose product is annotated as kelch domain containing 2. The record is from RefSeq and is a predicted model, not a curated record. NCBI's taxonomy places the organism in Eukaryota, Metazoa, Chordata, Mammalia, Rodentia, Bathyergidae. Gene Ontology annotation, molecular function: protein binding.
GGCGGCCGGAGCGCAGUGCUGUCGCCGCUCCGCCUCCCCGGCCCCGCGCCCGGUGCAUCUCUGCCGCGUUUCUUUGUCUCCCUCCCCGCUCGCGGGCGUGAGCAUCCGCGGUGUACGGAGCUGCAGUCUCAAGAUGGCUGAUGGCAACGAGGAGCUGCGGGCGGACGACCCACCGGGGCCGGCCUUCGAGGGCUGCGAGGCCGCGGAGCUCGCCUGCCCAGCCGAGCGCAGCGGCCACGUCGCCGUCAGCGACGGGCGCCACAUGUUCGUCUGGGGCGGCUACAAGAGUAAUCAAGUCAGAGGAUUAUAUGAUUUUUAUCUGCCUAGAGAAGAACUAUGGAUCUACAACAUGGAGACUGGAAGAUGGAAGAAAAUUAACACUGAAGGUGAUGUUCCACCUUCAAUGUCAGGCAGCUGUGCUGUGUGUGUGGACAGGGUGCUGUACUUGUUUGGAGGACACCAUUCGAGAGGCAACACAAAUAAGUUCUACAUGCUGGAUUCAAGGAGUACAGACAGAGUGUUGCAGUGGGAAAGAAUUGAUUGCCAAGGAAUUCCUCCAUCAUCAAAGGACAAACUCGGUGUCUGGGUGUAUAAAAACAAGCUAAUAUUUUUUGGAGGGUAUGGAUAUUUACCUGAAGAGAAAGCAGUGGGAACGUUUGAAUUUGAUGAAACAUCCUUCUGGAACUCAAGUCAUCCAAGAGGAUGGAAUGAUCAUGUACAUAUUUUAGACACUGAAACAUUUACCUGGAGCCAACCUGUAACUACUGGUAAAGCACCUUCACCUCGUGCUGCUCAUGCUUGUGCAACUGUUGGAAAUAAAGGCUUUGUGUUUGGAGGCAGAUAUCGAGAUGCUAGAAUGAAUGAUCUUCACUGUCUCAACCUGGAUACAUGGGAAUGGAACGAGUUAAUUCCACAAGGCCUAUGCCCAGUUGGCCGAUCCUGGCACUCAUUCACACCAGUUUCGUCAGAUCAUCUUUUUCUCUUUGGAGGAUUUACCACCGAAAAACACCCACUAAGUGAUGCCUGGACUUACUGCAUCAGUAAAAACGAGUGGAGACAGUUUAACCAUCCCUAUGCUGAAAAACCAAGGUUGUGGCAUACAGCUUGUGCCAGUGAUGAAGGAGAAGUAAUUGUUUUUGGUGGGUGUGCCAACAACCUACUGGUCCACCACAGAGCUGCACACAGUAAUGAAAUACUUGUAUUUUCAGUUCAGCCCAAAUCUCUUGUACGAUGCCGAUACCUGAGCUGGAAUGAGGGGCCUGGACCCAAGGGCGCAAGAAUGGGGGAAAGUGCUUCUAUCUCUUCCCACUCAGGAGCAUUGGGGAGACAAGGUAGAGGGUGGAGGUGUGCGUUUGGGGAAGAGGAGGGGAAGACUCUCAGUGAUGCCCUGCUGCCUGUUAUAUUCUAAUUGUUCAAUCAUUUGGCAAGAGUGUAUUUUAAUAAUAGCCACCUAACUUCGGUGUCCUGUAUGAGAGGUGCCUGUCUAAAGUUGCCUUUUGAGAUUAAAAACAAAAGGUUACUUUCUCAUCCUUGUAACUAAAUUGUUUUUUUUUUUUUUGGUACCAGGGAUCGAACUCACUUGGGCUUGCGCAGCAGGCGUCGAAACCACUGAGCUAAAUCCCCGGCCCCCUUGUAACUAAAUUGUAAAAGUGCAUUCUCAUCUAUAAAAAUAAAGAUAAUGAGGAUGAUGAUAUGACAAAUGCUAAAAUUUGCCACACAAAGGCAAAGCUUUCCUUAUAACAGAUUUCAUAUAGGAAAUCAGUUUCUCUUCUGAAAAUAUUUGUAGAUGGUUCUCAAACCUGUCUCCAUAAUCCACUGGCAAGUCAGGGAUAUUUUUCACCUCCAUCAUUACCUCUUAUCAUGAAGCUUCCUGUUGUCAAAUAUUCUCCAGUUGGUGCUGUUUUAGAAACCUAAGGAACAUAAUAAUGUGUUACAUUCUGACCUUAAGAAAUACUCAGUUUUCUGCACUCAAGAGGAGAAAAAGGUCAUAUUUAAGUAAGCAAUACAAUGACCUGAAAAGUUUAUAAUUUACCGCAAAUUCUCAACACUGAAGGAUAGUUAUCCUUUAAAUGAUAGAUACACCUUUGGCAGCAACAAAGAAAUAACAAAGGGUCUACUACAUCAAUAAUUUUCAAAUGCCAUGGACUACAGCCAGAACUACUCCACUCCUUUCUUCCAGUAUGGGAUGUAAAUUAAUAAGGAUAUCACAAACUAUAAUAACUAAAAUAAAGCUAUAUUUAUUAAAUCCUUUUGAGAACUUUCUGGUAAUAAAAUAGCUUUUCGUUUCAA